CGGGCGCUCACAAGAUGGCGGCUCCCAGGGAGGCGUGAAAAGAUUCUCCGGUCUCCUGCCUUCUAUUUACACAAUAAUUAUAUCGCUUAACAACCGCUUUCCGAGUGGCUGUCGCUAUUUUUUUAGGUUUCUUUUUGUUUUUUCUUUAUUUCCGCGUUUUGUUUCUUUGUGUGUGUUUUACAACCGAACCUAACGGGCGACAAAGCAGGCUGCCGUGGCUACCGGGUGAAGUGGUUGUGGUGGAGUAUCCGGUUGUUAGUGCCUCACACACACACCGUCAGUGAAGGGGGGCUUUGUGUGUUCCCCGCAGCACUGUAUCCGCCAUAUCCCACCCCCCCUCGCUGUACAGCCGCUGGAGGAGGAGGAGGAGGAGGAGGAGGCGGCGUUUAUUGAGUGUAGUCGCCCCGCUCGCCGCCAUCUUUGCUCUUCCUCCCAGCUCUUUAUUGGUUUGUUUGGACGGCACAAGAUGGCGGCUCCCAUGGACUCCCUCAGCUCCGGCGCUCUCGGGCGGAUUUAAAGCGGCACUCGAUCCGGGGAGAGGGCAGCCCAGGACGGCCUGCGGAGGGGACGUGGCGGAGGAGCCUGCCAUCCCCUCGGGUGGCCCCUGGCUGGAGCGGAGAGGGAGUCAGCGAGUUUGUUUUCUCCCCGGCCGCCGUCAUAAAAUGGCGGCUCCCAUGGACUUCCCAGCACCUCAGUGAGAACCGGCGCGGACUAGGCCUCAGCCCCGGCCUCCCCUCAGACAUUUUACACAUUUUAUCAGCCCGUGCUGCCGCCUCACACCGGAACCCACAGCCCCACUCCGCGCUUGUUUUUAAUCCGGUUUUCUUUUUUCUCUCCCGGUUCCCAUUGACUUCAUUUAAAAUUAUUAUUUUUAUUUCAUUAUUGUUUAAUUUUUUUGUUGUUGGCUGGAUCGUACUGUUUGGACUCGCUGCCAGUCAGCCGCCAUGGCCUCGUCCCCGGCGGUCUCAGGCUCCGCCGCCUUGCAGCCGAGGUGGAAGCGUGUGGUGGGCUGGUCGGGCCCGGUCCCCAGGCCCCGGCACGGACACCGGGCAGUGGCCAUCAAGGAGCUCAUCGUGGUCUUCGGAGGAGGGAACGAGGGCAUCGUGGACGAACUGCACGUCUAUAACACAGCAACAAACCAGUGGUUCAUUCCAGCAGUGAGAGGUGACAUUCCACCUGGAUGUGCUGCCUAUGGAUUUGUCUGUGAUGGGACACGCUUGCUUGUAUUUGGAGGAAUGGUGGAGUACGGCAAAUACAGUAACGAUCUCUAUGAGUUGCAGGCUAGUAGAUGGGAGUGGAAGAGACUGAAGGCCAAAGCACCUAAAAAUGGACCUCCUCCAUGCCCUCGGCUUGGGCACAGCUUCUCGCUAGUGGGCAGUAAAUGUUAUCUCUUUGGUGGUUUGGCCAAUGACAGCGAGGAUCCCAAAAACAACAUUCCCAGGUACCUUAAUGAUCUCUACAUACUGGAGCUACGCCCUGGUACCGGAGUUGUAGCUUGGGAUAUCCCUAUAACGUAUGGCAUACUACCUCCACCCAGGGAAUCCCACACAGCUGUUGUAUACACAGACAAAGACAACAAGAAUUCUCGUUUGGUGAUCUAUGGGGGAAUGAGCGGAUGUAGGCUAGGCGAUCUCUGGAUGUUAGAUAUUGACACGUUGACAUGGAGUAAACCAAGUUUGAAUGGGAUUGCACCACUCCCUAGAAGUCUUCAUUCUGCGACAACUAUAAGCAACAAAAUGUAUGUCUUUGGAGGAUGGGUACCUCUUGUAAUGGAUGAUGUCAAAGUAGCUACACAUGAGAAGGAAUGGAAAUGUACGAACACACUGGCCUGUCUCAAUUUGGACUCUAUGGCUUGGGAGCAUAUAGUCAUGGAUACUUUAGAGGACAACAUACCACGGGCUCGUGCUGGCCACUGUGCGGUUGCCAUCAAUACUCGUCUUUAUAUAUGGAGUGGACGGGAUGGCUACCGCAAAGCCUGGAACAACCAGGUGUGUUGUAAGGAUCUGUGGUACCUUGAAACAGAGAAGCCUCCGGCUCCUGCUCGUGUCCAGCUUGUAAGGGCAAACACAAACUCCCUUGAGGUGAGCUGGGGAGCUGUGUCCACUGCAGAUAGCUAUUUGUUGCAGCUACAGAAGUAUGAUAUACCAGCUGCUGCUACAGCAAUGGCACCUGCCAACCCUGUUCCGUCUGUGCCAGUGAAUCCGCCCAAGAGCCCUGCUCCAGCAGCAGCUGCACCUACUGUACAACCAAUCACCCACACUGGUAUCACCCUCCUGCCACAAGCUGCAUCUGUGCCUCAAACAACAGCCACAAUCCAGGUCUUGCCUACCAUGCCAGGGAGCCCAAUAGCAGUAUCUGCUGCUCAUCGCACUCAGUCUGUCCCUGCUGUCCUCAAGGUAGGAGCUCCCCAGUCCACAAUGAGCACGCCUCUUGUCACAGUUCGGCCAUCUAAUCAGAUUGGUAAAGCACCGAUGACUGUUACUUCGCUUCCUCCUGGAGUCCGUAUGGUGGUACCUGCCCAAGCUAGUCAAGGAACUGCCAUUGGUAGCAGUCAGCCAAUGAGUGGAAUGGCUGCCCUUGCUGCAGCUGCAGCAGCCACACAGAAGAUCCCUCCCUCAUCUGCUCCCACUAUGUUAAGUGUUCCGGCUGGAACUACUAUGAUGAAAUCUGUUGCAAUGUCCUCUGGAGCCAACACUCUACCAACAACUGUUAAAAUGGCAUCCUCCCCGAUCAUGGUGAGUAACCCAGCUACACGUAUGCUGAAAACAGCUGCAGCACAAGUGGGAACAUCCGUGUCUUCUGCUGCCAAUACUCAGACACGUCCUAUCAUCACCGUGCACAAGUCUGGAACAGUGACUGUUGCCCAGCAAGCACAGGUGGUGACCACAGUAGUAGGCGGAGUCACAAAGACCAUCACUCUGGUUAAAAGUCCUAUCUCUGUCCCUGGUGGUAGUGCUUUGAUAUCAAAUCUUGGCAAAAUGAUGUCUGUUGUGCAAACCAAGCCUGUCCAGACCUCUGCAAUCACAGGCCAAGCUUCAUCUGGUCCUCUAACGCAGAUCAUACAGACAAAGGGUCCCCUUCCUGCAGGAACAAUAUUGAAACUGGUGACCUCAGCUGAUGGCAAACCAACAACAAUUAUCACCACAACACAAGCAGGCGGGACUGGUACUAAGCCUACCAUCCUAGGUAUCAGCAGUGUCUCUCCAAACACCACCAAGCCAGGAACCACAACCAUCAUCAAGACUAUCCCAAUGUCUGCCAUCAUCACACAGGCAGGGGCUACUGGUGUAACAAGUAGUGCUGGGAUGAAGUCCCCAAUUACCAUACUCACAACAAAAAUGGUGACCUCUGGUACUGGAACACCUGCCAAAAUUAUUACAGCUGUGCCCAAGCUCACUACCAGCCAUGGCCAGCAGGGCCUAACACAGGUGGUGUUAAAGGGAGCUCCAGGCCAACCUGGCACCAUCCUUCGAACUGUUCCCAUGGGUGGCGUCCGACUAGUCACACCGGUUACCGUAUCUGCAGUCAAACCUACAGUCACAACCCUUGUGGUUAAAGGGACAACAGGGGUUACCACUCUUGGCACUGUUACAGGAACAGUUUCUUCAAGUUUAGCUGGGGCAGGUGCUCAUAACACUGCUUCUCUUGCAACUCCUAUUAACACCCUGGGCACUAUUGCCACCCUCUCCAGUCAAGUGAUCAACCCUGGAGCCAUAACCAUGUCAGCAGCUCAAACAUCUCUCACUGCAGCAUCCGGUCUUACCACACCCACAAUAACCAUGCAGCCAUUAUCUCAACCAACGCAAGUGACGUUAAUUACCACCCCUAGUGGCGUUGAAGCCCAACCAGUUCAUGAUCUUCCAGUGUCUAUUUUGGCUUCCCCGACUACUGACCAGCCUACAACCACAGUAACUAUAGCAGACUCUGGUCAAGGCGACCAGCCACCUGGCACAGUUACGCUUGUUUGCUCUAACCCCCCAUGUGAGACACACGAGACGGGAACCACAAAUACUGCCACCACCACCCUUGUGAACCUCAGUAGUAUUGUUCAACAACCUGGCGGCACUUUACAGUUUGUUUGUGAAGGUCAGGAGCCAGGCACAUUUGUUGCAACUACUUUAGGGCAGGCUAACGGUAAUGUUGUGAGGGUGUGCUCCAAUCCUCCAUGUGAAACUCAUGAAACCGGAACAACACAAACUGCAACAACUGCCAUGGCCAAUAUUGGCCAGACAGGAAGUGUUACCAGAGUUUGCUCAAACCCUCCCUGUGAGACACACGAGACAGGAACCACUCAGACGCCAACGACUGCAACGGCUAAUAUGGGAGGUGACGAAGCAAGGAGAGUGACCCUGAUAUGUUCUAAUCCACCACGUGAGACACACGAAACCGGCACAACUCCAACCGCAACAACUGCUAGAUCAAAUAUGGGAAAAGCGCAACAAAAGGAUUGUCAAAAGGCACCUGCAAAAAGCCAACCUUGCUACACUUUACAGACAACCUCUACACAUACAGUCAUGAGUGUGCACACUGACUGUGCCAGUACGCAGCCUGAAAAAUUAAUAGCGGACUCAAGUCCAACAUGUGAAACCCCAGAUAACAGCACAGUAGGAGUUGAACAGCCUAACAAUACAAUCCAUUUGUCCUCUAUAACCAAUGACACUGGCACCACCCACACACCAACAGCCAGAUCCCAUGACACUGGCACCACCCACACACCAACAGCCAGAUCCAAUAUUAACACAGGGCCUUCAGAGAACAAGGAAGGGACCGCAAACAAUCUUCCAUGUGAAACUCGUCAAAUUGUAUCUACAAAAACUACCAUGUCUGUGAAAACAAACUUUACUUCAAGUUCCUCUAACCUUAUCGAAGUAGAACGUGGUGUAGAGAACAUACUACCUGAAUCCUCAAUUACUGAGCAAGCAGAGUCAAACUCUUCUACUCUACCGUGUGAGACUCUCACAACCGCCAAAUCAAACCUCAUUGAGCAGGUCUCUCCGAGUAAUGUUUCUUGUGAGACCCACCAGACAAAUUCUAGUCACACCACCAUAUUGGUAUCUACAGACUUAAAAAAUACAUCCGAUCAGGUGGUAAAUAUUGUAUGUUCCAACCCUCCUUGUGAGACGCAUGAAACUGGCACCACCAGCACCACAACCACAUCCAGGUCCAACAUUUCUACAGAGCAGAAUGACAAUGUACAGAGACCACCCUGUGACCCAACUUUGGUGCCUGUGGCAUCACAGUCUGUUGGGCUAGUGCAGCGUGUAUGCUCCAAUCCUCCUUGUGAAACCCAUGAGACACACACCACCAAUACUGCAACCACAUCUACAUCUAGCAUGGGGGAAGGCCAGCCUGUGCCCCCUGCCCAGCAGAUAUGCUCCAAUCCACCAUGUGAAACUCAUGAGACUGGAACAACCCACACAGCCACAACUGUUACCGCCAGCAUGGGUGCUAAUCAAGAUCAACCACCAGCUGCCAAUGGACAAGCAGAGCAGGACACUGUCCCUGCAGAGGCACCUGCACAAAGUGCUAACAUUAACAAUGCAGCUUCAACUUCUCCUGUGACAGUAGUGGCGGCGGUAGCAGCUUCUUCCUCCCCAACACCCUCCUCCGUGCCAUCCAUCGCUCUCAGAGCAGUGACAACUGUGACACAAUCUACUCCUAUGCCAGGACCUUCUGUGCCGAACAUUUCCUCAAUGACAGAACCUACCUCUGAAGUACAAGGGUCAGAUGUAGGUUCCUGCACAGAGCCACAGGAAGCCCAGCUGUCUGCAAACAUUCUUCAGCCUCACGGGGAUAUGCAAGCAGAGGGACAGCCACAGACCAUGGAGAGUGCCUUGCCACAGCAUAGUGAAGCCGAGCUGCAAGCUGCCAUGGAGGCAGAACCUAGUCAGGAGCCUGCUGUCACUGCAGGGCAACAAGGAGUAGAGCAGCUUUCUCUUCCACAAGAGCUGAUGGCAGAAGGACAGACAACCACACUCAUGGUGACAGGGCUGACACCGGAGGAGUUGGCAGUAACUGCUGCUGCAGAAGCUGCCGCACAAGCAGCAGCUACAGAAGAGGCCCAAGCCCUGGCAAUUCAGGCUGUCCUACAAGCUGCACAGCAGGCAGUGAUGGUAGCAGCCGGAGAACCCAUGGACACCUCUGAUGUAGCCCAUGCAGAGUUUCGUCACCUGACGCCGGAAGGCACUGCAACAACUAUUCCGAUUGUACUAACCCAGCAGGAAUUGGCAGCUCUGGUACAGCAGCAACAGCAAUUGCAGGAAGCUCAACAGCAGCAGCAAUUGCAGCAACAACAGCUUCAGCAGCAGCAACUUCAACAACAACAGUUGCAGCAGCAGCAACAGCUGCAACAGCAGCACCUGCAGCAACUCCAGCAGCUGCAGCAAUUGCACCAUGUGCCUACUGAAGCACUGGCACCGGCUGACAGUCUUAAUGACCCUGCCAGUGAGAGUAAUGGCCUCAAUGAACUUACCAGUGCAGUGACCACCGCAGUGACACUUCUGCCUUCUGCAGCCGCUGAGAGCAUGGCCCAAGCGAACACCUUCAGCGCCCCACAGCCUGUGGUAAUUGCCAGCCCUGCUAAGCUUCAAGCGGCAGCAGCUCUUACAGAGGUAGCCAACGGUAUUGAAUCGAAACAGGAUUCUCCGCAGCAGCCGCCAAAGGCUCCGUUAAAGAAGGAAAAUCAGUGGUUUGAUGUUGGAGUAAUAAAAGCCACAAAUAUGAUGGUGACACAUUAUUAUCUGCCUGCUGAUGACUCCACCAACGACGAUGAUUCUGGUGUCCUUCCAGAUUACACUCAGUUAAAGAAACAAGAGUUGCAGCCUGGGACAGCAUAUAAAUUCAGAGUUGCAGCAAUAAACGCUUGUGGUCGUGGACCUUUCAGUGAGAUUUCUGCCUUUAAGACCUGCCUGCCCGGCUUCCCAGGUGCACCCUGUGCCAUAAAGAUCAGCAAGAGUCCUGAUGGUGCUCAUCUCACCUGGGAGCCACCGUCUGUUACCUCUGGCAAGAUCAUAGAGUAUUCUGUGUACUUGGCCAUUCAAAGUAGUCAAAGUGCAGAGCAGAAAUCCACCACAACUGCUCAAUUGGCAUUUAUGAGGGUGUACUGUGGACCCAACCCUUCAUGCCUGGUGCAGUCAUCCAGCCUUUCCAAUGCACAUAUAGACUACACCACAAAACCAGCCAUCAUCUUUCGCAUUGCUGCUCGCAAUGAGAAGGGCUACGGACCUGCUACGCAAGUCAGGUGGUUGCAAGAAUCCAGUAAAGACGGAUCAGCUGGAAAGCCAGCCAAUAAGCGCCCGGUAGCUCCUUCCCCUGAAAUUAAAACUGCUCCAAAGAAGGCGAAAUCAGAACAUCCCUGAUCAAGAUGGACACGUCUGCCCAGUCUAAACAAAGACCAUCCUACAGCUAACUCCUUGCUAUCCAUUUUAAGGAAACCUGCUGUGCCCAAUCAUCUUCACCGCCCUGCUUUGCUUUACCGUUUCUCACUCACUUUGGGUUGAUGGGAAAGGCUAAACUGAACCAUCUCCUUUUUUUCCCUCCCCUUUAUAUUUUUUAAUAUGAACUUUGGGAAAAGCACAUUUUACACUUAUGUUGGCAUUUUUUCCCCCCCCAGAAGAUCCGAUAUAUAUAUUUUUUUUUCUGCUUUUUUUUUUUUUUUUUUAUUAUUUUAUAUAUAUAUAUAUAUUAAAGUGCAGGAGUAAAAAGAUGAACAGGUGGAACAAUAAAUCCUAAAUAAGUUAUGCAGGUCAGGAACUGUGGACUAUAAACUGGACAUGCAAAUAGACCUGAGAACUCUGCGUUGUUGCUGAGGUGCAUAGAAGAUUCAACUGGGUCUCUCCUGCUUGGCAUUUUGUUUCCUUUCACAAACAGAUAAGAGGGUAAUGUUUUUUUUGGGGGGGGGGAAAUACAUUUUCUUUGAUUAAAAACAAAACAAAAAAAGCACUUGGACUUCAGCCCUACAAUUGUAUGAUUUCAGAGCUGUUAAGGUUUUAAACAUUUAAAUGUAGGGGUGCCUACGAAUGAAUUGUGCUCUUAGUAUCUCUCUCCCAGUGCUGCUUUUAAGGGUUUCUUCUCUGUGGACAGCAAAUCCAUCCUUUGUGAAAAGGGUAACUGCCUCGCCUGGAAAACACCCCAAAGGCCUUCAUUAUCCAGCCCCACCCCCUUCCUUCUGUUAGUGGUGCUGACCUGUGUCCAAAUGCAGACGCUGGCAUAGUGGACUUGACAUUCAGAUGCAUAUUUGCUCUGCCUGAACAGAGGUUCUGGAGAAGCAGGGGGUUUAUUUGAAGCUCUUGGAAAUCGGUUCAUCAGUAGAAGUGAUUUUAGAAACACUAGGCAUUUGUGUAAUUGUAUAUAUGUGUGAAAGCAUACAUACAAAUAACACUUGUCCUGAUACUUUUUCUGGUUUCGUAUCUGUUAAUAAAAAAAAAAAAAUCUUUGCGAAAAAGAAUGAAUAACCAUAUGGAAAUAGAAGCGGAAAAUGCCCAAAUGCCUUGAAUACAAAAUCACAAUUUUCCAAGCAUCUAGGUGAUUAGCUGCAGUGUUCCUUAGUGCUGAACAGGUUCGCAUCCAGUAUCAAUCUUUCAAAAGAAAAAUGACACCCUAUACGCAAGAUUUACUGGAAAUCCUUUUGGUUACUCUGCAGAACAUGAGUUUGUUUUGUGUUGAUCAUAUUAUUUUUCUUGACUGAUCAAAUGGCAUUGCAUGCAUUAGCUUGAAACAAUUUGCUCCCAACAGGAUAUGCAUUCUGUCGCGAUGCAGGCCUUUCCAGCAAGAGGUUAUAUUUAGUACAAAUACUUGCUUUUUGUACUCUUUAACUACAAAAUGUGCUUUGUUUCCCCCCUUUUCUUUUAAUUAAGCUAGCUUGCCUUUCUUUACUUAUUGUUUAGCUUUGUAUAAAUCAAUUUAUUGCAGUCAUUUUAUGAUCGGUUUCUUCUCCUUUAAGGCAGUGGCCUAGCCCCAUGUCCAAAGCAAUAUAUAUAUUUAGCUGAGUGUCCUCCCUACCCAUAUUUUUAUUUUCUUUACAUCUGCCUGUUGCUGGUUUAAGCCAUCUCCUGCCAGAUAUUUGGGCCAGUGAACCUUGUAAAAUAUCUACCAAUCCCACUCGUCACCCUGCCAAGUAAGUCUUUCCCCUCCCACUUUUAAAAAAUGACCAGCAACGCGUUCUGCUGGCCGUAGUGCGGAAAGGCUGAAGAUUGGCAGUUUCUAUUCAUAUACAUAAGUAAAAUAUAAAUAUACAUAUAUAAAUAUAUAUACACGCAGUUGGUGUAUCUAAAGGAACAUCAGCUGUUGAGGAAAAUUUUUGUAAAAAAAAAAAUCAAAAAAACCUUUAUAAGAAAAGUAAAAAGCGUAAAAAAAAAUCUGCAGUAGCUUAAAGCAUGAGGAUUUUUUUUUUGUACAAAAGCAAAGCAAGUUAAAAAAUUUAAAUAAGUUUAAAUCAUUUAGGAUUUAUGUUAUUUCAGUAAUGUUUAACUUUUAUGCAACCCAUCCUUGUGCUGAGUUGAUUAAAUGUGUAUAUAUAUUAUAUAUAAUUUUUUGUUUGUUUUUUCUUUCUCUUUUGCUCUUGUAUUUUUAAUCUCUUGUAGGUUCCAAAUUUUUUUUUUUCUUUUGGAGGGGGUGGUUCUGCGCACAUGGCACAAAAUUUUGCCCUUGUGGUAUUUUGGCUUUUUGUAAUAAGGGGUGCAAGGAAGGAAUACUUGUAUAGUUCCUUUUUCUUAAUCAGUAGAGGGGUCAUAUCUUUAGUCUCUUGUGACUUAAAUGGCUGAUAUUGGAGAAAAACAAGGGAUGACUCAAUCCUUGUAUUUUAUGAACAUUGCAUGAACAGAGGAAGAUGGGCAGUUGCACGAUCGGGGCUUGCGAGAGCUGUGUGCGCAGUAAAGAAAGGCAUCUGGCAAUUCUAUGAAUUGUCAGUUUAAUUGUUCCCAGACUGCGUGUGGUUUCAAUAAGUGGAGUUCCAACCCUCAAUGUGGGUAUUGAGGCAGCAGCGAAUCUGAUGUGAGAUCAAUUUUUGUUAUGUGAAGGGAGAAAGAUAAGAGGCUAAUAACUUUAGUCUUUUUCUUACUAAUUGUGUCCCCCCCAACCCAAAACAGAGGAAAUUAUCUUAACAUGGUUUUCUGUCCCUCAAGAAGCAAUUGCAGCUUUGUUUAAAAAUAAAUAAAUCGGGCAGCUUUUUGGAAGAGGCAGUGGCAGAGAGUGGGGAAUGCCAUCUGCAUCUCCUGCGUACAAUUCCAGCUGCCAUUUUGUUUUGUAUUAUAGUGUUACUGUGUGUUACCGCCUAGAAUUUCCUGCUAAAACCUCACCCGCCUUUUUUUCUUUGAGAAGAAAAGCUAUUACUUCCAUUGUAGAGGAGUUAUCCAAGUGAAUCCAAUAUUACAAUAGUGCUAUCUGUCGUUUUUGUGCUAUUUUGAACAAUUAAAGACAUUUUUU
Pelobates fuscus (common spadefoot toad) is the source of this 10422-nucleotide messenger RNA. It is a transcript of the gene HCFC1, whose product is annotated as host cell factor C1. The record is from RefSeq and is a predicted model, not a curated record. The transcript has 26 exons. Gene Ontology annotation, molecular function: transcription coactivator activity; protein binding. Gene Ontology annotation, cellular component: histone methyltransferase complex. Gene Ontology annotation, biological process: regulation of DNA-templated transcription; chromatin remodeling. The coding region runs from base 945 to 7358 and encodes 2137 amino acids. NCBI's taxonomy places the organism in Eukaryota, Metazoa, Chordata, Amphibia, Anura, Pelobatidae.